This is a messenger RNA of Gamsiella multidivaricata, 8094 nucleotides long. RefSeq lists its product as uncharacterized. Gene Ontology annotation, biological process: phosphorelay signal transduction system; protein autophosphorylation. The coding region runs from base 1 to 8094 and encodes 2697 amino acids. The transcript is spliced from 9 exons. Lineage: Eukaryota; Fungi; Mortierellomycota; Mortierellomycetes; Mortierellales; Mortierellaceae. Gene Ontology annotation, molecular function: histidine phosphotransfer kinase activity; protein binding; phosphorelay sensor kinase activity. The record is from RefSeq and is a predicted model, not a curated record.
AUGGACCAGCAAGAAGAGCAACACCGGCAAACCGACGGCAACGAUCUCUUUGACAACAUUGAACCACACCUGCACCCCUUUGAUGCGCACAGGGUCUCCGUGCACACCUCCGCAGAGACGGGCCAGGAAACUCCAGAUCCACCUCCAGAGCACACCUCGGCCACCCCCGUUAUCAUCAUGACCCCUGUGGAAGACGAACAGGCACCAACACCCACAGUGUCAGUCGACAUGAACCCCAUGGACCCGAGCGAUAUCGAUAUGGAGGCUGCCUCGAUUUACAGCAAUCAGUCCUACGACACCGCACCCGAUUAUGAAGAGGCCUCAUUAUUUGAAAAGGACAACGGCAGCAGCGAUCAAGGUUGUAGUAUUGAAGAUAGCAGUGUCAAUAUCGACAGCAACAGCGAUAGUAAUCACCUCAACAACGACAGCGGCAUACCCUCCCCUCUGGAUAGUGAACACAGUGCAGGGGCGCGAACCCAUUCCUUUGUAACCCAACAUUCGACAAAGCUGCACAACCAAGACCAAGACCAGCAGAGAGACGCGGAGCAGGCUGCAAAUAGGCGGCUCAUCACCAUCGAGCCUGCAGCAUUGUUGAAACAACAACUGACUAUUCUACACCCCGCCCUUACAGCUACGCCCGACCCCUCGACAGUUCUACCCACAGUUUUCGCUCUCGCAUCAUCCGUUCCUAACCCGACUGUCCACCAAAUUUCUAUGACCACCCCUGGUCUGCCCACAGCAACUGAUCUGGUCCCUGUGCCCUUCAAAACCGUUCUCCACCCACCUCUGAACCCUGCAGGAGCUGCCAAUGCGUCUCGGACAGAAGAAGCUACUUCAAGACCCUUAUCUUCAGAGAGCAUUACUAGCCCAGAUUUUCCGAGAGCAGAGGAUCUAGAUGACAAUAUCCAUCCUUACUUUGCCGGGUCAAACUUGUUAGAACAACGGCCCUCAUCUCGGGACCGCAAUGCCGCUCAUGAAAAGGCUGAACUGAUCGAGCCUUCUGGACCCGAGGCUGGCUGGUCCAAGUUGGGUCCCGAUCAAGGCUCCUCAACGUUAUCGACCAGCUUUUUCACGCCCUUGUCAGACUCAGCCAGGGCGCCAGUGUCCCAUACGAUCUACAGUCAGCAUUUGGACCCGACUCACGACAGGCAAAAGGUGGACGAUUUCCAGCGACCACAAGAGGAGGCACUGGCUGCAACCGAAGAAAACAACUCGAUUGGAUCGAGAACGACAGUGUUUGGAUUUACUCCGAUAAACAACCCAGGGAAUCAGCAGGCCAACAUGCUAUCCAGCGAGGAAGGAGUGCUGAGGGAUGGACAUGUUUGUCAAAAGUUGCCAAUUGAUCAUAGGGCACGUUCAUCCGAUGGCGUUGGUGGUGACGGUGCCAUUGGAGGAGGCGGGUCGAGAGGCUACGGGAGCAAUUUGAACGAGCUUCUCAGCGGAGGAAUGUUAAACCCUAUGUCAACCCCUCGGGUACGCGCAGGAAUUUCGCCCACGCUCAAUCUGGAGCAGCAUGAGGACGCGACGGGGGUGCCGCAGGCGGAAGACGAAGAGUCGGUCAAGGAUCUGAUGGAUACGAAGGAUUGGAGCAAGACGGGUCUUGGACCAAGAUCGAGUUGGCCGACAGAACUUUUGACAUUUGUAUCGCUUCUGAUGCGGUCGGCCUCUCCGCUUGCUAUUUAUUGGGGCGACCAGCACUACCUGCUCUACAACGAUGCAUGGCGGCCGAUACUGAAGCGAAAGCAUCCACUUGCAUUGGGUGCUCCUGGAUCUACCGUAUGGAGCGAGAUUUGGGAUGUUUUAGCAGCCCAAAUAGCAGAAGUGAAAAGAACAGGACAUGGCACCGAUAACAAAGGCCUUCGGAUGGACCUUCGCCGUGAGGGCUACGAAGAGGAGUGUUACUUCGAUUUCACGUUCUCGCCAAUCCUCCUGCAGGAUGGGUCAAUAGGGGGCAUUUUUGCUGUUGUGCAGGAGGUGACUCAGUCGAUCCUGAACCAGCGACGCCUCAUGACGUUGAACCAGUUUAGCAAACAGGCACCCUUGAUUCAGUCCAUCAGAGGCGCCCACUCGAUGAUCACGACCAUUUUACAAGAAUCCAACAACCUCGAUAUCCCCUUCUCAAUUGUCUACAAGAUGAAGGAAACCGCCAAAAAUCCUGCAACUUCGCACGCGUAUGGGACAUUUUCGCCGCAACCUUCGUCACAGCACUCGUCGUACAUCGACAACACCAGCAUCACACCACCUGAGCACGAAGUUCUCCUUAGAGCAGGACCACUUGCUGGUACAGGAAUGGGGUCGGAUCAGGACACGAGUAGUGCUGCCAGGUCCAAGGUUAGAUUGAUCCGUUCACAUUUUUCUGCUGGCCUUCCUCCAGACAAGAAGAACGGCCGUAGAAUUCCCCAAACAGCGAUUCUUUGUAGUACAUCCUUCGAUCGUAACCUGGAGACCGUGAGUUAUGGUGGCGUCAAAGAGAAAGUUUUUUCCAAAACGACCUCGUCACGACAUAUCCCCGAUUCACUUCUCAUCACCCCUGAAGAGUACGAGCCCCUCGACCCGUCGGAGCCUGUCCACGAUGACCCCUGGGCGUGGCCUGUGCGAUCGGUUCUUUCGGACGGUAUUCCACGACUAGUCACGCUGCCAAAAGCGACCCACAGGCUCGCCCGUGCCUUGCUGUUGCCAAUUCUCGAGAAUCCAUCUGUGCUAGAGUCGAGGAUCUCGACCAUCUUGAUCGUCGGUAUCAAUCCAUUCCAGAUGCUAGAUAAUCAAUACCUCGAUUUCCUUGCACUGUUAGUCGCCAACAUCGCAUCCCUUCUCCAUUUCGGCCGCUCGCGUGAGGAAGAACGCAUGAGUAAUGAGGCCCUGUUCGAGCUGAAUAAGGCCAAGAUCUCAUUCUUCCAGAACGUCUCUCACGAACUUCGAACUCCGUUGACAUUGAUGCUUGCACCGCUAGAUGACGUUCUUAAUCAGACGCCAGAGAACGCCCCAACUCGCCAAAACCUGGAAAUGGUCCGCCGAAAUUGCAGGCGUAUGCUAAAAUUGAUAAACACGCUGCUUCAGUUCUCCAGAAUCGAGGCCGGUAAAGGCCAAGCCCAGUUUGAGGAGACCGACCUGGCGAAGGCCACACGAGAGAUAUCGGCCAACUUUGAGAGCGUAGCGCGUGGAUUCGGCUUGGAAUACAUCAUCAAGUGCGAGGAUUUAAGUGGUGUGUCGGGUGGGAUCUGGGUCGACCGAGCCAUGUGGGGAGGCGUCAUUCUCAAUUUGAUCGGCAACGCUUUCAAGCACACAUGGGAAGGAUCGGUCACCGUGCACCAGUACCCAAGUAAGGGCAAAAACGGCCGUGACGGCGUGGCAGUGGAUGUCACGGACACAGGAGUCGGCAUCGCCUCGGAGCACUUGCAUACUCUUUUUGGUCGGUUCAAUCGCAUUGAAAGCGAGCAGUCUCGCUCGCAUGAAGGCACGGGUAUUGGUUUGUCCUUAGUCAAAGAGUUGACUGAAGUUCAUGGCGGUUCAGUGUCUGUUACCUCGGAGCUUGGCAAGGGCACAUGCUUCCGUCUCUGGAUCCCAGCUGGCAGAGCCCACCACCCUUGUGCUCAGGUCAAGUUGGGUGAUUCAAAGGACAAUUCAUUGCUCAGGCCGCCCAAGAACGAGGCCUUGAACAAUAAGACGGACGCUUCGAUGUAUGUGGAGGAGGCUCAACAGUGGAUCGCACACAAGGCACUUCCAGGAUCCACAUUAACAGCAUCUGGUACAGAUUCGACCGAGGAAGACAAAGAUGAGGAUGACGACGACGCACUCCAUCUGGGAAUUAAUUACAUGCAGAGAGAGGCCACCGGCGAGAUGAAUGCGUACUAUGAAGUCUCAGCCAUGAACCUGGAUGAGAAUGAGCUCACAAAGAUCCUGAUCGAUCCCCCAGAGUCAGGCGAUGUUGUUGUGCCAGAAAUUCCGCUCUCGAAGAUUGAUCCGCAUAUUCCUCCCCGCCGAACAUCUUCUACAGUCCACAGCCCCAAGGUCCCGAUGAUAGACAUACUUGGUCUUCCAUCAAGGGGAUGGGAGCCGCCCCAUGUGCCCCAGACGGGAGAGGUGAUUGAGAGAAGCGUAAAUGAUGAUGGUGGCUAUCGAGAAGAGGCCGUGACGGAUAAUCUUGCUGAGGAGCGUGAGGAAGCUAAGAAGUCGAUGCCUAGCGUUCGGUCCAGGAGAGGUUACAUUAUUAUCGUGGACGACAAUAACGACAUGCGGUCAUACCUCCGUGAGAUUCUAGGCAAGGACUUUAGAGUACGUUGCGCUGUCGAUGGUUUGGAUGCUAUUCGACUGAUCUCGGAACGGUUGCAUCAGGGCAAGCGUAUCGAUCUUGUUCUCAGCGAUGUUGCUAUGCCAAAUAUGAAUGGCUAUGACCUACUGAAGUGGCUUCGCAACGAUCCCGCGACCAUGAUGACUCCGUUCAUUCUGCUGUCUGCGCGUGCGGGCGAAGAGGCCAACGUGGAGGGACUGGAUCUUGGCGCAGAUGACUGCCUGGUGAAACCGUUUUCCGCAAGAGAACUCCUAGCUCGCGUGAGAUCUACGAUUCGCCUUUCUGAUCUUCGACAUGAACUCAUUCGGGAGCAGCGCCACGCACUUGAAAUGAAACAGCUGAUUUAUUCGAUCUCUGUUCGAAUCCGCAGUGGACUCUCGUUGCCACAGAUUCUGGACACGGCGUCAAGGGAGCUCUUCAAGGUGAUACGGUGCAACGCUAUCAGAAUUUGUCGCUUCAGGGGUGUCGAUCAGGAAACAGGGGAACAUUGGGUUAGAUUUGUCUCAGAGAUCGUUCAAGUCGGCAAUCCGAAAGUCUUGACACCCACGGAUCGUCUGCUACCCAAGGGGCUGGAGGUAGAGGAAUCCCUUGUUGCCAACAAUGAUCAUGAGUCAUCCGGUGAGCUUCGUCAUAUUACAAACCACCAGCACCCAGUCUUUGGCGCCAAGAAUUUUAUCAGUGUCGCAUUGAUCUACAAUCGCAAGGUCUGGGGUUAUCUUUUAGCGUCCCGCGAGGCUGAUAUGAAGGAUUGGUCGCAGAGCGAGAAGCUACUAUUUGAGCAGACUGGAAAUCAAAUCUCUCUGGCGAUUGCGCAUGCCAACUUGUGGGAGUUGAAAAAAUCACAGCAGGUGGAGAUGGAGGCCGCACAUGCGGCCAGCGAGGCCAAAUCUCAGAUUCUGGCGAACACGAGCCACGAACUGCGGACUCCCAUUGGAGCAAUUGUAGGAGCACUGAGUGCCCUUGAGGACACGGACUACAAUUUGACAGGCGAGCAGCGCGAUAUGGUCAAGAUCAUGCAGAUCACAAGCGAUGUCGCCUUGAGUGUCAUCAACGACCUUCUGGACACUGCGAAACUGGAGGCAGGAGCCAUGAGACUGAAUAUCAAGGAUUGCCCCAACAUUGUUGAGACUCUGGAGCAAUCCGUGCGCAUCUUUGCGGAUAAGGCUGGGCGCAAAGAACUGGAUAUGAUCAUGGAACCGUCAGAAGAUCUGGAUAAUUUGGUGAUCUUGCUUGAACAAGGAAACUCCGUUUGGACGGAUGGAGAUCGCCUUCAGCAGGUUAUUAUGAACCUUAUCGGCAAUGCAGUGAAGUUCACGGCAGCAGGCAAGGUCUGCAUCAAAUUCACGCUUCAUAAGAGUGACGCGCCUUUACUCGGCGGCGACUCUACGGCAGACGUUCAGCAGCAACAGCAACAGCAACAGCAACAGCAGCAGGAGGUCCAGCAAUCACCGGAUGCACGAGUACGUUUGCAGAUCCCACCAGACGCAACAAUGACUCAGGUGACGUUCCGGUUUGAGGUAUCGGACACGGGUAUCGGCAUCGACAGUGAAUUUUUAAAGAACCACAUCUUCAAGAGUUUUGCGCAGUAUGACCAGACGAUGACCAGGCGCUUUGGUGGCACUGGGCUCGGUCUCGCCAUCAGCAAGCACCUUGUCAUGAUGAACGGGGGCAUCCUGGGCGUAACCUCGACUGUGGGCCAAGGAUCUACUUUCUACUUUACCUGGCCUGCUUUCAUCGUCACCUCACCUUCUGUUCCCACUGUGCCUAAAUCACCAUUUCGUCCUAGACUCUCGCCUGAGGUUGCGUUCGCGACGCGUGUCGUUGUGGUUGAGCCACUUGCGGAUGCCAGGCAGGUAUUGUGCAAGUUCUUAAAUCAGCUGAACGUCCAGGUCACGCCAUAUGAGAGCUACGAGGGUGUAGUGCAGGAUGAACAAGGUCGACAGCCUGAUUUACUGAGACCAGAUGGAUCUGCGCUGACCGCAAGCUACAGACCGAAUGUGCAUUUUUUCCUUACCACGCGCAUGAACACUGCUGACUCCGUUGUCGAGACUGCACGAGCACUCGCCGUGUUAUACAAUCAGAGGAACGAUCUGGUCAGGACUAAUGGAAAUGCAGACUACAAGGUCUCUAUCGUACUGGUUAUCUUUUCUUCUCCGCAGAGUCGCUAUUUGGCCAAGGACACAAUCAAGAGGAUUUGCGCCGAUGGCUUCGAGGAUAUGGUGCGAUGUCAUUACAUCGUCAAGCCUGUAAUGACAGACCGUAUCGUCGAGUGUUUACAGAUGGUGGAGUCUCAUGAAGCUUUCACGCAAGACGUGAGUGAAGAAUCGCCAAAUACGACUCAGGCGGGCACGAUUCAGAGCGGAUACCAGCAGCUUUAUCGUCGCCACUCGAAACAUAGUCAGCGUGCCUUACCCAACGAACAUGACUCGGAUCACAACGCAGAGUCCACAGAUAGGCAGAUCCUCCCUGCUAACAGCAGUGUGAGUCCUGUGUCCAGUGAUUAUGAGCGGGAUAUCGACUACAACAGUAACACGCUAGAAGCCUCAUCGUUGAAUCCGGAUAGGAGAGCGAGUUCACCAGACCAUAUGUCUGUUGCUGCUCCGAAGACCAAUGUCGAUUUGACCUCGCCUGCAAGCGCAUCACGCCCAGUUACGGCCGCCAGCAACACUCCUGGCCAUCAAAGGGUUUCUUCCGCAACACAACGUCGACUCCGCAUGAAAAUGAAUAGCGAUAGCUCAGCCAACCGGGCCGGUGCAGCAGUGAAACCAAUCGCUGGAACUCAGUCCACCGAUGAGUCGGCACAAUCUUCAAGCGAGAAUCCAGCCUUCAGUAAUCGAGCUGCCAGAGCUGCAGCGGGCAAACGCGAGCGUAAAGGAAAAUGUAUCCUGUGUGUCGAAGACAACAUUAUCAACCUGAGGGUUGUUCAAUACCAGCUCCAGAAACUGGGUUACGAUACGCAAUCAGCAUGCGAUGGCCAAGUAGCCAUCGACAUCAUCAAAUCUCAGGUUGAGAUGCUGGGUGAGGGCACGACAGCUCUGCUGAGCGCACAAGAUCGCCAGCCACAGACGGGAGGUAUGGAUGGCGUCGGUAUUGCUCUCUGCUUCGCAGGGGAAUCUGACAAACAGCACUUGUCUUCAUCACCAGCAUCGUUUCAUAUGAGCAUUGGGAACGGCUUUCUGUUAAUUCCGGAGAGCAAUGGAAAUAUGAGCCAUAUCUUUGACCAAACAGAGCUGUUGACUUCUACUUUGAUUCCAGGGUCAGCCAGAAUGGCAUCGAUAUCGACGACAAAUGUAUUAGCGCCAUUAUCCGAUGCGAUCUCAGCUUCUUCGUCCUCAAUCCCGGCAUUGGGCGACGCGACCACGAUUACAACUACGACUACAACCACGACUGCGACUGAGGCCACGAUAUCGCUUGCUCCUGCUAUUUUGGAUGGCGUCGACGAGUCCGCGACUGGACAACACCCUAUUGCUGUAGCGACAGCCACAAGUCCGAAUCCGUCCAAGACUGGUGCGCUGGAAGGGUUAUUAUCGUCAUCAUCGUCGACGUCUUUGAGAAAUCAUUCCAAGAUUGAUCUGAUUCUGAUGGACUGUGCGAUGCCGAUCAAGAGUGGGUUUGAAGCAGCGAGUGAGAUUCGAGCGAUGGGUCAGUCAUCUACAUUUGCGGCGAAUAUCCCGAUCAUUGCGCUGACUGCCAGUGCGGUUCCGUCGACAAAGGAAAAGUGUAUUGCAUCAGGGAUGAAUGGGUACCUGAGCAAGCCGACGAAGCUAGCGAAUCUGGAGGCUAUGUUGGAUCAGUGGAUUGAGUAA